AUGGAAGCUCAAAAAAGGGGAUCAGCGAAAGGAAAGCGCAAGGCCGAGAGUAAUGUGCAACAAUCAAGAGUUGGCCGAGAUGCAUUUUUUAAUUUCAUGAAAAAAGAGCGACUUGAAAUGGGGAAAGGGGCCAAUGCAAAGUUGGACAGUAAGGUACAAGAAGAGAUUGCUAACAAGUGGAGGAAAUUGAACCCUACAGAGAAGGCAACAUAUGGUGCUGCCUUGGAAGGUUCGAGUGGGAAAGUACAAGGUUCGACUGGGCAAGUAGACGACUCAGUGAAUGAGAUGGGUUUUAUCACUGGAUGCAGCUUGGACCGAUUCCAUCGUACGAUGGAAAAAUUGUCGAAUGAGAAGCGGUUAGCAAUUAAUGCUAUUGGGUUCGGUAAUAUGGCAUCAUUGUCCUGCACUCGUUUACACCGCCAACUAUGCCAAUUUUUGAUUCAAAGGUUCAAUCCUGAUACGUCCUCUAUAGAACUGCACGGCAAUGUGUUUGGAAUAGGUGCCGUUGAGUUUGGGCGUGUUAUGGGGCUUAAGAACACCGGCGAGGAUGUUCAACUGGACUGUGCUGUAGAAGAUGAAAAUGUGAAACAGUUAGUGAAGAGUUUCGAUGGAAAUGGCAAGAGAGUAUUAGUAAAGGGUUUAGCAGAACAAUUGGAAAAGUGCGAACAUGUGGAUGAGGACUUUAAAGUUCGAUUCGUGAUGUUUGCACUUGGCACUGUACUUUGCCCCACAUCUUCACCAUCAGUGAUCGGGAACUAUUUAACUUUCUUGAUGAUCCCAGGGAAGAUAGAGACCAAGAACUGGGCCGACCAUGGAUUCAACUUCUUAUGUGAAGGUGUUAGGUCGUUCCAAGCGAAGAAAGUUUCAUAUGUAAAUGGGUCACUACUUUUUCUCCAACUAUUCUAUUUCGAUUCAAUUCUCCAUGGUGGAGUAUAUGUUGAUAAGUCUUUGGAUCCCAUUGUGUCAUGGGACAAUAAGUCGGUGUGGAAAAUGAUUAAAUGGGUUAGAAAGCAAGGUGGGUUUGAUAGUCCUACCGUUCGGGUUGUUUCAAAGCACCGUCCAACGAAUGAAGUGUCCGGAGUCAACGUUGAAAGAAUUGUUGAACAAGUUGCUAUCAGAUUGGCGCCGGUAAUACAGGCGGAGGUGAAGCGAUCAGUGUUGGAACUCACCGACAAGGUAAUGAGUGAAAUGAGAUCCUUCAUGAAAGACGCAAGACAACAUCUUCAUCCGACACAUGAAGAUGUAAAUGAAACUGAGGACGGGGCAUUGAAAAUACGAGAUCAAGGUGUUGAGAAUGUUGUGAAGAAGAAGGGUGAAGAAUGUAGCCAAUUGAAGGAGAAAGGUGCAGUUGAUGAAAAAAAUCAUUGGACGCCAUUACCGGAUGGACAGAGUUUCAGUGAACCCGAGUUGAAAAUUGGCGUGGAAAAGAGGAAGUUCACAAAAUCGGCCCGUGGUGAUCAUAGUGGCAUUAAAACACGUCGAACGACCGAAAGGCUUCCAGGGCUUCAUUGUAGAGAGCCAUGGGUUGACCCUUCAAAUGCAAAAGGAAAGGCUGUGCAGAAGACGGUGUCUAAGAUUAAAAUUGGGCCUUUCAAAUUAAAACCCGGGGACUUACAAGACACUGAUUUUGAGUUAUUUAAUUAUAUUUUUAGGUCUAACAACCUUCCAAGGUAUCGCCACUAUGCGGACUUACGUGAAGCGGUCACUGCUGAAGCUGCAACCGAGCUUUUCGACCUAAUUGCUGGGUUGAAUGCUGUACUAUUUUCAACUGCAUCGGAAGCAAGCGUAGAGAUUAGGCGCCUACGGCAAGAGAUUGAGAAAUUGAAGAACACCUCGGGAACAACCAUUGCGAGUUCGGGUCUUGUUCAACACGUCGUAGAUGAUGAUGUAGAACAUGAGUUUCGCACAAAAUUUAAACAUGACAUAGGUAGAAAGGGAAAGACCAAACUUGUGAUACAAGAAGAGCAUGAAGAAGAUGAGGAAGAGGAAGAAGAAGAGGAAGAAGAGGAAGAGGAGGAAGAAGAAGAGGAAGAGGAAGAGGAAGAAGAAGAGGAAGAAGAAGAGGAAGAUGAAGAUGAAGAGGGAGAUGACGAGGAAGCUUGGGUGCGACUUGACACAUGGCCUAAGGGGAAACUGCAACCUACCCUUUUGCACAGAUCUCACAUAGCUGUUCUCAUCUGA
Molecule: messenger RNA, 2181 nt
Organism: Prunus armeniaca (apricot)
Lineage: Eukaryota; Viridiplantae; Streptophyta; Magnoliopsida; Rosales; Rosaceae
Source: the annotation of a GenBank genome assembly